Daldinia vernicosa is the source of this 1611-nucleotide messenger RNA. RefSeq names its product NAD(P)-binding protein. The record is from RefSeq and is a predicted model, not a curated record. Bases 213 to 1121 code for a protein of 302 amino acids. The transcript is spliced from 2 exons. Lineage: Eukaryota; Fungi; Ascomycota; Sordariomycetes; Xylariales; Hypoxylaceae.
UUCCAGAGUCCUAGGAGCUGAAUCGUAUCCAGGCAACUAUCCGGGAUCUCGGGAAGAUAAUCUUCUCCGAAUCUGACAUCAGUCUAGAUUAUACGACUUUUUGUAUAUACAUAAGGCAUUGUUGACAUCUUACCUCAAGGCUCACAGCAUAAGGGCCCAGAUAUUACAUCACUGAAUUCUCGUUUGCCAAAAUCAUCCAUAACCCACCCAAGAUGCCUUCUUUCAACCCAGAAAAGGAUAUACCCGAUUUAUCAGGGAAAGUUGUGUUUGUCACAGGAGGCACCUCAGGGAUUGGGAAAGAAAUAGUUCUCUUCCUGGCUUCACACAAUCCCGCUCAUAUUUACUUCACCGGUCGAAAUGAAGAAGCUGGCGCUGCAGUUCUCGCUGCCGCUAAAGCUAAGGGUCCAAACACUGAGGUCACCUUCGUCAAGUGUGACCUCUGUUCACCCCGCGCCAAGAUCCGACAAGCUAUUGCUGAGAGCUUCAAGUCAGAUCGCCUUGAUGUAUUCAUUGCUAACGCCGGCAUGAUGGCUACGCCUCCUGGCCUAACGGAAGAGGGAUUCGAGCUUCAAUGGGGCAGUAAUUAUUUCGGGCACGCUGUGAUGCUACAGGUUUUGCGUCCCAUCCUACUGCGCACAGCCGAGGGCGGGGCCGACGUAAGACACGUCGAAGUCACGUCGUACGGCCAUAACUACGCUCCGCCUGGAGGUAUUCAGUUCGAGCACUUGAGAGAGCCCGGAGCCGCCGGCGAAUUCGCGCGGUAUGGCCAGAGCAAGUUAGCGCAGAUCCUGUACUGCAAGGCGAUGGCGAAGCGCUAUCCGCAAAUCACCAGCAUCCCCGUGCACCCGGGCGUUGGCAACACGGGCUUGCUAGAUCAUACAAAACAGUCUAUAUUAAAGCGGCUUAUUUCGGUCUCUAGGUUCUUGCUGAAGAGCGCGGCCGAAUGCGCGUAUAACCCGCUGUGGGCGGCUACGGCUCCGCUCCAAAAGGUAGAGAAUGGGCAAUACUAUGAACCGGUCGGGAAGAAGGCGGCAGCAUCGAAGCUGGCUGAAGAUGAGGCGCUGGCUGAUAGGCUUUGGGAGUGGACUGCUAAUGAACUAAAAGAUAUAGAGGCACUAUGAUUGGAUUGGGAUGAUUGACGACUUAUGAGUGUAUAGUUGGCGAUAAAGGGUAAUCUGAUGUUUAGUAUUGUACAAUACAUAGGGACUGUAUUUUUAGAGCGCAGCGUGGACGAACCCCACCAUAGUGAGCCACGAUGCCUUCAAUCACAUAUUUCGCCGCUUCAAUUACCGUACUCUUACCUACUGUACAAUAUAGAGAUUAUAGUUUCUAAGUAGUUCUUUAUAGAUGAAUAUGUCCCAAUUGAUAUUCUGGCACUGCGGAUCUGCGAUCAUGAAAUGGGUUAGCAACCUGUUAAAAGGGACAUCCUCGGUAGAAAAGGGAUCGGUCCUCUUGAACAUUUGUCGAAACAGAAUCUACCUCUUCUGCUAUUAUUCCUGCUAUGUUAAGUCACUAAGGUACCUAAGGUAGAUAUGAAUGGAAACUAAGAACUAAGAGUCUCGUGAUAAUAAUGGACUAGGUCUUACGUUUGAUGACAUUUAUAAGAAUUCG